AUGGAAGAAAACUAUGAGGAAAAGCAGUACUUGCAGCUAAUACAAAGAAUUCUGAAGAAAGGUGCAGAGAAAAUGGACAGAACAGGAACUGGCACAAUUGCUGUGUUUGGAGACAUGUCUAGAUACUCCUUGGAGGGAGACAGAUUUCCCUUGCUAACAACCAAAAGGGUUCCCUUCCGAAUUGUUGCUGAGGAGCUUCUUUUCUUUAUACGUGGGCAGACAAACAAUAAAAUACUGAAGAGCAAGAAUGUAAACAUAUGGACGCUAAACGGAACAGAGGAAUUCCUACGAUCCCGAGGCAUUAGCCGGAAGGAAGACGAUUUAGGCCCAAUAUAUGGAUUCCAGUGGAGACACUUUGGAGCAGAGUAUGGCACGUGCAACGAUGACUACAGCGGAAAGGGAGUUGAUCAGCUGAAGAGUGUGAUUGAGGAGCUUAAGAAAAACCCAAACAGCAGGCGCAUGGUAGUCAGUGCAUGGAACCCGCUGGAUUUAGAUGCAAUGGCACUUCCUCCGUGCCAUGUUCUCUUCCAGUUCUGCGUGGUGGAUGGGAAGCUUAAUUGCAUGCUGUACCAGAGGUCUGGAGAUGUGGGUUUGGGCGUGCCCUUUAACAUUGCCAGCUACGCCCUGCUUCUGAAAAUGGUGUCCUAUCUGACCAAUAUUCCAGCAGGGGAAUUUGUUCAUGUGCUAUCAGACGCACACAUCUACCUUAACCACGUGGAGCAGCUGAGCGAACAGGUUAAAAGAACACCAUAUGCAUUUCCCACUCUAAAAAUAGCGCCAGCUGUGCCAAGAAAGUCAAUUGAUGAGUUUGAAAUUGAGGACUUUGUCUUGGAGGAGUACAUUCACCAUCCUCCCAUCAAAAUGAACAUGUCUGCAUAA
This is a messenger RNA of Nematocida ausubeli, 879 nucleotides long. Its product is annotated as thymidylate synthase 3. Gene Ontology annotation, molecular function: thymidylate synthase activity. The transcript has a single exon. Gene Ontology annotation, cellular component: mitochondrion; cytosol. Lineage: Eukaryota; Fungi; Microsporidia. Gene Ontology annotation, biological process: dTMP biosynthetic process. The coding region runs from base 1 to 879 and encodes 292 amino acids. The record is from RefSeq and is a predicted model, not a curated record.